This is a messenger RNA of Dipodomys ordii (Ord's kangaroo rat), 3934 nucleotides long. It is a transcript of the gene Ttc39b, whose product is annotated as tetratricopeptide repeat domain 39B. Gene Ontology annotation, molecular function: protein binding. The coding region runs from base 164 to 1945 and encodes 593 amino acids. NCBI's taxonomy places the organism in Eukaryota, Metazoa, Chordata, Mammalia, Rodentia, Heteromyidae. The transcript has 19 exons. The record is from RefSeq and is a predicted model, not a curated record. Gene Ontology annotation, biological process: regulation of cholesterol efflux; negative regulation of cholesterol storage; cholesterol homeostasis.
GCUCCGCGGCGCCGGGGGCGGGGACAACCUCCUCCCGCGGAGCGCGGGGCCGCCCCCUUCCUCGCUCGCUAGCUCCCAGCUGAACCUCGCAGCGAAGAAGACAGAGUCGGCUCGAAGUUCCCGGGUUGGUUCUCGUCCACCUGGCAGCGACGGGAGGAGGAACAUGGCGCUCGUAGGCAACCGAGUGGAACUAGAAGCGGACGAGGACAUCUUUGAAGAUGCCUUGGAAACCAUCUCUAUAUCUUCUCCCUCGGACAUGGCAACAAGCAACUUUCAUUUUGCAUCACGUGAUACAAAACGGGGGCCCAGACAACUUGGAGAAUCUGAUAUGAGCAGUUCAUCAACUAAGGUGGAUCUCAAGAGUGGCCUAGAAGAAUGUGCAGUGGCGUUGAACUUAUUUCUAAGUAACAAGUUUACAGAUGCUUUAGAACUGCUUCGUCCAUGGGCCAAGGAGAGUAUGUACCAUGCUUUGGGCUACAGUACCAUUGUGGUGUUGCAGGCUGUCAUGACGUUCGAGCAGCAGGACAUCCAGAAUGGCAUUUCUGCCAUGAAGGACGCUUUACAAACCUGCCAGAAAUAUAGGAAAAAGUGCACUGUUGUAGAAUCUUUCUCAAGUCUUCUUUCCCGAGGAUCGCUGGAACAACUGAGUGAAGAGGAAAUGCAUGCCGAAAUCUGUUAUGCUGAGUGUCUCCUGCAGAAAGCAGCACUCACGUUUGUGCAGGAUGAAAAUAUGAUUAACUUCAUCAAAGGUGGACUCAAAAUUAGAACAAGUUACCAAAUAUAUAAAGAAUGUCUUUCUAUUCUUCACGUAAUUCAGAAGAACAAGCAUGAGCAGGAAUUCUUCUAUGAGUUUGAAGGAGGUGUCAAGCUUGGAACAGGGGCCUUUAAUUUGGAAUUGGGCCUCUUGCAGUUACGGGAAGGUGCAUCAGGAAAGAGCAUGAGGUCUCCACUCUGCUGCCUAACCAUCCUAGCCUUCCAUACCUACAUUUCCCUGAUACUUGGGACAGGAGAAGUGAAUGUGGUAGAAGCAGAGCGGCUCCUCGCCCCCUUCCUCCAGCAGUUUCCAAAUGGCUCACUCAUGUUGUUCUAUCAUGCUCGGAUUGAGUUACUGAAAGGGAAUAUUGAAAAGGCACAAGAGAUAUUUCGAAAAUGCAUUUCAGUUCAAGAAGAAUGGAAACAGUUUCACCAUCUCUGUUACUGGGAGCUAAUGUGGACUUCUAUAUUCCAACAAAACUGGAUGCAGGCAUAUCACUAUUCAGAUCUACUUUGCAAAGAGAGUAAAUGGUCAAAGGCAACAUAUGUGUUCUUGAAAGCUGCCAUUUUGAGUAUGCUUCCAGAGGAGGAUGUGGUAGCAACUAAUGAGAAUGUGGUAACUUUAUUUAGACAGGUGGAUGGUUUGAAGCAGAGAAUCGCUGGUAAAUCUCUCCCUACUGAGAAGUUUGCUGUGCGGAAGGCACGGCGUUACUCCCCCUCCUUGCCUGCUCCCGUGAAGCUCAUCUUGCCCGCCCUGGAAAUGAUGUAUGUCUGGAAUGGUUUUCCAAUAGUGAGCAAAAGAAAAGACCUUUCUGAAAAUCUCUUGAUAACUGUUGAAAAGGCUGAGGCAGCUUUACAAAAUGAGAGCUGCAAUGAUUUUUCUAUGGAUGAUGAGUGCUUAGUAAAAUUGCUUAAAGGAUGCUGCCUCAAGAAUUUACAGCGGCCCUUGCAGGCUGAGCUGUGUUUCAACCACGUGCUGGAAUGUGAAAAGCUACUGAAGUAUGACCACUACCUAGUGCCAUUCACUUUGUUUGAGCUUGCGUUUUUGUAUAAAAGCCAAGGGGAAAUUGACAAGGCCAUAAAAGUCCUAGAAACUGCAAGAAAUAAUUACAAAGAUUAUUCCUUGGAGUCCAGACUACACUUCCGAAUUCAAGCAGCUCUUCAUCUGUGGAGAAAAACAUCUUCAGAUUGAUCAGAACAUGAAGGAUGGAAUUUUCCUUGAUUAGCAUCGGCAUCUACUAUACAUUAAACCUUGUAUUAAAAUGGAAAAGUGAUCUUGUGAAUAACAGACAGCAGAAUAGUUUGUCAAUAUUUUCUAUCAUCUGAGUGGUUUAUUGUUGGUUUACAUAAUCCCACUCCCCUCCACUAUGGAAUGACAUUCAGUACUAUCUAGAAAAUUCUCAUACUUUGUUUCUCAAAAAGGAUUUCAUAUUAGACUUUCAGGGAGUGGAAACGUCUUUUAAAAGACUCACAGGUACAAUAAAGGGUAAUUUGGAUAUUUAUUUUUUUAAUGUGGAAAUAUUAUUUAAGUAGCAAAUGCUUUUACAAAUUGAGCCAUUUUUAGUUUGGUCAUGAAUCUUCAGAGAUAUUUUGUUGUCCAGUAUUUAAAUCUCAGAGAGGAAAUAACACAUUCAAAAUAGUUUAAUAGAUUUUUCAAGAUUCUGAAAAAGACAAGAAGAGGACUUGAGUUAGGUUAAGAUAGAUUGAAUUUGAUAGGUUGAAUAGAACUUUAUCUAUAAGAGAUGAUAAAAUUCUAGGUUACUGAAUUUUUAUUCCUUAUGUUUGUUAAUGUUGGUGAUAUUUUGAGAGUAUCCUGGUUUUGAAUGCACUUAAGUCUAUUUUAACAACACUCAACAGCAUUAGACACAGUCCCUGUGUAUCUAUUUAACAGGAGAAAAAGUCAUAUUUAGAAAUUAUCCUUAGCUUUAGCAGUGAAGCCUAAAAUAUACAUCUUAUUUUUCUUAUAGGAAGCAAAGUUCCUGCUGCUUUAAAUGAUAAUAUAAAAUAACAAUAAUUUUUACACUUAAAUGUUGGUAAGAUCUCAUUUUCUAUUCUCUCUAGCACUGUGAAGGUUUCUUAUAAACAUCUGGACUGUUCUUUUCCCUUGGAAACAGAUUCAGGACAUGGAGCUGGAAAGAGCCCAGUUCUGUUUUGUCCUGGCUUUGCUACUGGUGAGCAAUUUAACAGGGUGACCUUUCGGAGACUCCCUGCACUUCCUGCAUCACCAUAUGACUUCCAAGGUCUGUUUUAGUUGUUUAACUGUGAGUCUGUGUAUUAGGCAUUUAUUUCCAACAAACAGUGCUCAAUGUUUAAUUGAAACCAUUCCACUUAGAAUGUUGUAGUUUUCAAUCAUUUUUGUUUCCUGCAACUUCUCAAUAUGUAUGUGUUAUGGUGAAGGACCAGGUUCCAUCCAGUGAGGAGAUGUAAUUUAUGAGUCAAUGAGAUUUGGUUUUGUCUUAUUUAUAUUUCUGUUUUGGAGAAUUGUAACUUUCCCUGGGUAGUUCUAUAUUUUCACAGAUCGAGAGUCAGGAGUUCCUCUGUGUUAAUAGUUCUAUGAUAGACCAAGUGACUUACCCAUUUUGGGGCACGGUUUUCCCAGUGAGGAUAGCAAGACGUAUUUGUGCCAGUGAGUGCUCGGCUAGAUCAGACAGAUAGUAGCUUUCAGUAAACUGGGGGAGUCUUGUGAAUAUGGGUAUGUAAUGAUUAUGGGUUUACACCGCUAACAGUUUCCGUGUAAAAUAUCAAAUGAGUCUGUGGGCCCUAUUAUAUGAUGAAAGAAGUAGAAGUUUAAAACCCUUUAUAAAUUUGUUCACAUAUUAUAAAUUUGAUCGUGUGUUUGGUACCAGUAAUAGUCCAGAUUAUGAAUUUGCUCCUCACUAUUCUCAGAUACAGGACCCUGUGCCCAACAGUGCCUAAUGUAUGUAUGUAGUGUGUCUGGAUCAACACUGAGGAAGUAUUUCCAGGAGAAGGAGAUUAGUAAAAUCUGAGUCAGAGUACCAUCCUUCCAGAUAGUAGAGGGGCAGAUAGUUAUAUAUCCUAUUAAUAGAAAUUAAAUAACUUUGGCUACAGACAAGAGAAAUAAAUCCAUUAAUGCACCUGUUAAUGGAAAAUAUAUUCAGUAAUUAUUGUGAAUAUAACUUUGGGAAAAAGUUUAUAAAUUCCUUAGAAGAGCUCUGGUAGC